GCAGACGCGCAGCCGAGUCCCCGCGACCCAGGCGCGGGCGGCGCUCAGGCCCCGAGCGAGGCGGCUCUGGCGGCCGCACUAUGGAGUCGGGCCCCGAGGAGUACGAGCUUAACGGCGGCCUGCGCCCUGGCUCGCCCGGCUCCCCGGACGCCUCGCCAUCCCGCUGGGGCCGGAACCGGCCCAUCAACGUGAACCAUUACGCCAACAAGAAGAGCGCAGCUGAGAGCAUGCUGGACAUCGCCCUGCUGAUGGCCAACGCCUCCCAACUGAAGGCCGUCAUCGAGCAGGGCCCCGCCUUCGCCUUCUUCGUCCCCCUGGUGGUCCUCAUCUCCAUCUCCCUCGUGCUGCAGAUUGGCGUGGGCGUGCUGCUCAUUUUCCUUGUCAGGUACGACCUCAACAAUCCUGCCAAGCACGCCAAGCUGGACUUCCUCAACAACCUGGCCACCGGCCUGGUUUUCAUCAUUGUCGUGGUCAAUAUCUUCAUCACUGCCUUCGGCGUCCAGAAGCCCGUGAUGGACGUGGCUCCACGGCAGUAGGGUUCAGAUGCCCCCGGAUCGCACCCGGCCACAGCCACCCAGAUCCCGGAGCCGCCUCCCCCUCGAGGCCCACCUUCCUAUGGGGGGCACUCCCGGCAACCGCAAGAGCCCAGGCGGGCCCCACUAGACUGUGUCCUGGGACGAGCCGCCCGUGGCUAGGCCACCCCAGGCCAGCGCGGGCCCUGCUCCGUCCUCGGCUGCCCCUCCCCCCGGAGCGUGGCCCAGGGGACAGAAGUGGGGAAGGGUCGUAGCCACCCGGACACGCAGCAGCCCAAGGAUGGGAGCGAGGGGCCCCUGUCGGCCUUGGUCCCAGGACGUAUCCAGAGGGACAAGGAGACCCCUACCUCUACCAGCACAACGAGCAUCUGGGCUUCCAGGCCCCACGCUGGGGGCCCGGGGCAUCUGUGCUUCCCGACCCAGGACGCGGGACUGCUGGCCCCAGCUGGCCACGGGCCCUGCGCACGCCUCCCACCAGCAGGGCCCCGAGCCCCCACAUUUCUAAGCACCAACGACCAAUAAAGCUGACGCGCCUCCUCCCCUCAGGCCUGGCCCUGCAUUAUGUCCCCAGGCCCCCCAGCCUGUGAGGGCCUCCCCACCCCUCCAGGCCCGUCGUGGUGUCGCAGUCCCAGCCACGGGCGCCUUCUCAGGGACCAAGGGCUCACGCAGCAACUUGGCGUCUGGCAUGUCAGGGCACGGUUUUGAGGCAGAAACCGGGUUCUUGAAGCUCCGGUGCCCGGCAUCCUUUUUUAAUUGAGAUGCACAUUGGAGCUGCAGAAAUGGCUCCUCCCGUAGCCCCAGGAUGACACCGCGCGUCCUUGUUCGCUCCGCGAGGGGCAGCCACGGCCUGCAGCCCUGGAGCUGGCGGGACACAGAUUCUCCAGGGUGGCCGUGGCUCCCGUGAGGGACCGCACACCAUGACCAGGUCAGAAAACCAGCCUGAUCCUGCACUCUGGUCUACACUGCAGACCUGUGUGUGCGUUGUCAGGCAGCCGCGGUCUCGUAGAGCGGGGUAAACCCUGCAUACCCCACCCCGGCUCUGUCUGCAGGGCGCAGGGGGCACGUUCAGGAGGACUGGCCCCGGGUGCUAUGUCACGGCCACAGGGAGUCCACGGGUCCCCCAUCAACUUUGGUGGCUUUUGGGGCCAGAAGCCAAGACCUGGACCCUCCUCUGAGGAGGGCAGGGGAAGGACAGUGUGCAGGAUGACCUUGGGGAGCAGCCAGAUGUCACCCUGUCCUCAGGGCACACGGCCCACAGCCCCUGACCUCAUGGAAAGGUACGGCACUCAGGUUUCCUCCGGUCUGCAUGCCCAUGGGUCUCCCCUCUGCACCCACAGCCCUGGCCCAUGUGGGGUGCCCAGCGCUGCUGGUCAGGCCUAGGGGUACGGUGCUGGGCGGACACCAGCAAAGGCCUGUCCUAAGGGUCCCCUCCCUGGCUGGAACCCCCUGCUCUCUCAGUCCGCCCCUGCAACCUCCGGGGGCUGAGCCCUUGCUCUCUGCCCCCUUGGCCCCUCUUUCCUGACCCCCACUGGCCCCACCCCUCACAUUCUUGAUGUGGAACACCCUCACCUGGUCCUCUGGGUGGGGAACCUUCCAGGUCCAAGGCCCUUCCGCCAUCUGAGCCUAGGGCAGCUCCAACACCCCGUUCCUUAAAAUGCUCAGGUGACCCCUGGUCAGCUCCCACAAAGUGACCA
This is a messenger RNA of Neomonachus schauinslandi (Hawaiian monk seal), 2227 nucleotides long. It is a transcript of the gene NINJ1, whose product is annotated as ninjurin 1. Gene Ontology annotation, biological process: cell adhesion; tissue regeneration. The coding region runs from base 81 to 536 and encodes 151 amino acids. Gene Ontology annotation, cellular component: membrane. The record is from RefSeq and is a predicted model, not a curated record. The transcript is spliced from 4 exons. NCBI's taxonomy places the organism in Eukaryota, Metazoa, Chordata, Mammalia, Carnivora, Phocidae.